This is a messenger RNA of Papaver somniferum (opium poppy), 3917 nucleotides long. RefSeq names its product PKS-NRPS hybrid synthetase CHGG_01239-like. Lineage: Eukaryota; Viridiplantae; Streptophyta; Magnoliopsida; Ranunculales; Papaveraceae. The coding region runs from base 381 to 2363 and encodes 660 amino acids. The record is from RefSeq and is a predicted model, not a curated record. The transcript has 5 exons. Gene Ontology annotation, biological process: regulation of DNA-templated transcription.
ACGAGUCGAGCUAGAACUCUCCUAAAAAUAGUGCAAAAUCUCCGUAAUCCCCUUCUUCUUCUUCUUCACAGCAAGAAAAUAAAGGGGUCUGUAACAAAAAACCCUAGAUACGUUACAAGCUGCAAUUUCCAUCAAUUGAAGCAGCAGUAGAUGAAGUAGAGAUUACUCUAAACCCAAUCAGAGGUGUUGGGCAAAGAGAAUGAGAUUUGGAACUUCCAGCAGUAACCACAUUGGGGCAAGGCUUGUAGGAACUCUUAACUAGGCAUUACAGUGAUACUGAAAGAUUCGAUCCUAUUGUUGCAGCGGAGAAGCAUUUUUGACGUUACAGAGGAAGUGAAGGACAGGUUUAAGUUCUUUAAUCGUAGCUCUUUCCCGAAUAAAUGGAAGAAGUUCCAAUGGAGGUUGAGACUGGUGGAGACAUUGAAUUAUUUGAUCCACGGAAAGAAUAUUGUGCAACUAGUCUGCAGAAUUGGGGCGAAGAGGAAGAUGUGUUGGUGAAUCCCGAGCAUGAGAAACGUGCAACGGAGGUUUUAAAAAUCGAUAUGGCGGAUCAGUUUGUCACUGAUCAGGUGUUUAAUACACGUGAUGAAAUGAUUGCGUGGUGUCAAGAUGUUGGCAGACAAAAUCAUAUGAUAGUUGUGACUGCAAAGUCUGAGAAACCAGUACCGGGAAGAAAGACAAGGAUUACAUUGGGUUGCGAGAGGGGUGGUGUGUUCCGUCACCAUACAAAGAAAGACCAGGCAUUGCUUGAAUUUCCGGGGAGGACGUUAGCGCCAACGGUGCGGGCAAGAAAACACACUGGGACAAAGAAGUGUGGUUGUCCAUUCACCCUUAAAGGAGUCUGGCAACCAGAUGAUAAAUGGAAGGUUAAGGUAGAAUGUGGAGAACACAACCAUGCAUUAGAAAGCACCGUAGUUGGUCACUCGUUCGCAGGUCGUCUGAGGGACGAUGAGAAGCAACUGCUGAAAGAUAUGAUAAGAAGUGGCAUUAAGCCAAAAGAAGUACUUACCACACUUAAGAAAAGGAGCAAAGGUACUAACAAGUCUACCAUGAGAACCAUCUACAAUGCAAGGGCGCAUUUGAGAAUGACCGAGAUGGAGGGGAGGUCUGAAAUGCAGCAGGUUAUGAAGCUUCUGGAGGAGUAUCACUAUGUGGAAUGGCACAUUAAGGACGAGGAAACUGAUGAGGUGCAAGACGUAAUUUGGAGCCAUCCAGAUUCUAUACAGUUGGCAAAGAGUUUUCCUUCAGUAUUGAUGAUCAAUUCCACGUACAGGACGAGUCGGUACCAUAUGCCUCUUUCCGAGAUCAUAGGGGUCACGUCAACUGGUAAGACAUUCACUGUUGCUUUUCUCUUUAUGAAAGCCGAAAUAGAAGAGCGAUACACAUGGGCUUUGAACCAGUUGAAGACGAUUUAUGAACCCAAUGCAUUGCCUUCUGUAUUUGUGACAAGUGGUGUUACUGCUCUGGUUGGUGCAAUCAAAACCGUAUUCGCAAAAGCAGAUCACAUUCUUUGCACCUUCCAGAUUUCAAGGACCAUAAUGGUUAGCUGCAAACACGAGUUCCACAACAACGAAUACUCUGACAGUUUUCUGAAGGAUUGGGAAAACCUGAUGCAGUCUGAGACUCCUGUUGCUUUUGAUGAAGGAUUUGCAUCAUUUGAGAGUAAAUGGAUCAACUACCCCACAUGUGUUCAAUACCUGCGGGACAAUUGGUUAGGUCUGAAGGAGCACUUUGUCUCUGCUUGGACGAAUAAGGUAAAGCAUUAUGGUUACACAACCACAAAAACUAUCGCGGGUGCACAUGAGAAAACAAGUAGGAUGCUUGGAUCGUCACAAGGAACUUUUGUCUCAUGCUGGACGGAAAUCCACAGCUCGAUCACCAAUGAGAUUACAACUGUGAAGGAAUCCUUGGUAGAUAGCUUAAUAUCAGUGAAACCAUCACAUAAUUUACCAAUCUUGAAGGAUUUGAAGAAUAAUGUUUCUCAUCUAGCACUAGAGAUGCUAGUAGCAGAGCGUUCUCGAGGUCAGUCCAUUGACAUCAGUGGUUCAUCUUGUGAGUGUUCCAUACGGUUUACUCAUGGAUUACCUUGUGCACAUGAGAUAAAACAAUUUGAGCACGAGGGUCGAUCGAUUGCGUUAUCUGAUAUUGACCCACACUGGAGAAAACUUGUAGCUGUGCCUGCUCCAAUCAUGCCUCGCAAUCCAGAUAACCUUCCGGAGUUUGAUUUAUUUAAACAGAAGUGGGAAAUAUCAUCAGAGACAGAACGCCUUACAAUGUUGAAAAAGCUGAAAGAGAUUAUUACACCCUCAACAACAGGGCUUGUGUUUCAUUCCCCUUCAGCAAAUGAUCCCGUCGCUACCUGAUACAACCAUCAUAAUACUUGUUCCGUGAUUAUACUGCAGAUAAUGUUUGCAUUCUGAAUUUUAUGGGAUCAUUGUCAGAAAUGCUUUUAACAAGGAUUUUAUAGUGACUGAGAGUAACAAAUGGAUUUCUUGACUGUAUGGGCAUGCUGGAGUUUUAAUAUUGUAUAGGAUGUGAUGCUUUUUUCUUUAACCUAGGUUUGCCAGGCUUCUUUGCUCCAAGUCUGCUCUUAUUUUUUCUUAAGUUCCUAAUUUUGUGCUCAUGUCCUUGAAGAGCUGUAUGAUCUGCGACUUUAAUUCAUGUCUAAAUAGAUAAUUUGGUAUUUAUACUGUAUCAAAGACGGAUCAGAUGGUGGCUUGACAGGAAAAUCUUGUUACUGAAUGAGCAGGAAAGCAUAACUUGAUUGUGCUGGCAACUUUUUUUUUGUUUCUUUGACAGCAUAUAGGUGAUAAGAGAGCAGUUCUUUUAUGUGGAUUAUUACAGAGAAGUAAGUAACUGUGUAAAGCUAGAUCGGAGACUUUCAGUUCUUCGAUCCCGAAAGUGGAUCUAACUGCGUAAUAAUGUCUAGCGUGUGGUGGUUGGAAUGGAGUGAGAUUGCCAUUAUUACAGGGCCUAUGAGCUGACAGUGUCUCCCUCUAUUGUGUGACCUCUCCAAGGAAAGAAGCCGAACUUUUGAGCUGGAGUCAUCAGAAAAAUGGCAACCAAGAUUUCUCUCGUGCUCCUCACUGCUCUUUUCUUCUUUGCAAUUGUUAACAUGUCACAGACGGCAUUCGCUAAAUGGAAUAUAACCAAAGUCUCGUCAUUAAACGGACUCACUGGAGCAGAAAUGUGUAGAUCCGGGGACACAUACGAUGCCAUGGAUUGUGGUCCAACAAAUGAAUGCAAAUGUUGUAAUGAGUGGUGCGAAGAUAAAUGCAGCGGAAUGAGUAGUUCAGUGGUUAAACAAAAGUGCACAAAGUUUAUAAACUCAGAAGGCUAUCCUACUACAAACUGUGAGUGUUGCUGCACUCCACCCGGCGAAAUAUGCAAACCCGGUGACAUACAUGAUGUCUAUUUAUGCGGUCCAACACGUGAAUGCAAAUGUUGUACUGAUUUGUGUGAAGAUAAAUGUAGGGGAAUGGGCAGUUCAGUGGAUUCUCAAAAGUGCACAAAGUUUAUAAACUCAGAAGGUUAUCCUACUACAACAUGUGACUGCUGCUGCAAAGGUUAUGCCGCCACCAUCCCCACCAUCUCUACCCUUAAAUUGUCCAGUGGAGAUGGAAGUUCAAGUAUCAUUGGGUGAGGCACUAUCUCUAUGGAUCACUACUAACAUCAAAAUAUGCUACUAGUUCGCUACUAUUUGCAAUAAUGUAGUAAUGUUUCAUUUUCGUAUCAGUUUGCUGCUUUCAAGGGAUGCAAGAUUAUUGCAGCUCAUUUUGUAUGUUUUAGUUUCUGUACCUUGAUGCUUGUUUUAGCCGUAUUGUAUUGUUCUUAUGCUGGUUCAGAUCUGCUGUAUCGUCCUUGUUUUUGUCGGUUCUUUUUUAUUUUUUUACCCCUUGCACUGAUUAAACAGCCUG